AUGGCGAGCUCGAACGACAAGAUGGCUAUAGAUGAUGCCACCGUCGUCAAUGAGAUCAGUACUACUGCUGCCCCUGUCGAUGACGAGACGAAAAAAGGUCCAGAUGCUAUCAUCGACUCAGAUGUUUCUUCGAAUCUCGAAGGCAAGGAUCGCAGGCGCUUCAAGGAAUUCAGCGAGUCCGCAUUUGAGCAGACGGAGGACCCAAGAUUCUAUAAACCAAUACCGGAAUACGAGGGCAUACACCGUUGGGACCCCGACUUCGACUGGACAGAGGAAGAAGAGAAGCGGCUCAUCAGAAAGGUUGAUUGGAGAGUAUGCACCUUUGCGUGCAUUACGUUUUUUGCGCUACAGCUGGACCGUGGCAAUGUGGUUCAAGCUACAUCUGAUACCAUGCUCACGGACCUUGGCAUGGAUACCAACGAUUAUAAUACCGGGCAAACAAUCUUUUACUGCGCAUUCCUUUUCGCGGAGCUCCCAUCCCAGCUGAUAUCCAAGAAGCUUGGACCGGACCGAUGGAUUCCCAUUCAGAUGUUUUCUUGGAGCUUGAUUGCUGCUUGCCAAGCUUUUCUUGAAAAUAGGACCGGAUACUACAUCUGCAGAGCACUUUUGGGAUUGUUUGAGGGUGGUUUCAUUCCCGAUACGAUCCUAUUUCUUUCGUUUUGGUACAAGUCGAAGGAACUACCAAUCCGACUCAGCUUUUUCUGGGUCUCCUACCAAGGAACCGCAAUCAUCGGCGCCUUCCUCGCGUUUGGGUUCCUCCAUAUUAGACGGGAUGAUGGAUCCGGAGGGUGGAGAUACCUCUUUGCUUACGAAGGUCUGAUUACUGGAGUUAUUGCCAUCAUCGCCGCAUUCUGGAUGCCUCCUUCGCCAACCCAGACAAAGGGAAUUCUCCGGGGUAAGGAUGGAUGGUUUAGUGAGCAUGAGGAGAAGAUCUUAGUCAAUCGAGUCAUCCGAGACGACCCUAGUAAGGGAACGAUGCACAACCGUCAAGCAGUCACUCCCAAGAUGCUCUGGAAAGCUCUUUGGGACUACGAUAUGUGGCCCAUCUACUUGCUGGGUUUGACCUGGAUGAUCCCUAAUACCCCGGCAACGAGUUAUAUCUCUAUUCAGCUGAAAUCAUUGGGAUUCUCCACGUUCCAAACCAAUUUGUUGACCAUCCCGGCUUACGUGGUUUUCAUCAUCAAUCUUCUUCUUUGGACAUGGAUUUCUGAGCGCUUUGAUGUCCGCUUCCUGCUCGGAAUUGUGACUGAAGUCUGGUGCCUGGUGCCACUGAUCGCACUCGCUGUCCUUCCAGACAACAGUAGUCCAUGGGCAUUAUGGAUUCUGAACGUGCUCCUAAUUGGUGCUCCUUAUGUGCAUGCUGUUGUUGUAGCCAUGACCUCCCGAAAUGCGGGCUCCGUGUCGACAAGAACUGUUGCUAGUGCGUUGUACAACAUGUUUGUUCAGGUAUCCAACAUUAUCGGUAACAACAUAUAUCGAGAACAAGAUAAGCCGCACUACCGCGUUGGAAAUCGUGUUCUUAUAGCAUUGGCAGCUUGGAGCUUGGUACUCUUCAUCGGAGCCAAGUACUACUACGUGUGGCGCAACAAGAAGAGGGCAGAAAUAUGGGAUAGAAUGUCGAGUGAGGAAAGGACAGCAUACCUGGCUGCUAAUGGCGACAAAGGAAACAAACGACUCGAUUUUAGAUUUACUUACUAA
Molecule: messenger RNA, 1698 nt
Organism: Aspergillus puulaauensis
Lineage: Eukaryota; Fungi; Ascomycota; Eurotiomycetes; Eurotiales; Aspergillaceae
Product: putative transporter
Exons: 6
Coding region: 1-1698 (565 amino acids)
Biological process (GO): transmembrane transport
Cellular component (GO): membrane
Molecular function (GO): sulfate transmembrane transporter activity
Source: RefSeq, a predicted model, not a curated record